CAGGAGUUCAUGACCUUCACGAGUCAGCUGAUCGUGGAGCGCUCGGCCAAGGGCAGCAGAGCUUCAGUCAAAGAACAAGAAUAUCUGUGCCACGUCUACGUGCGAAACGACAGCCUUGCAGGGGUGGUCAUUGCUGACAGUGAAUAUCCCUCCCGGGUGGCCUUUACCUUGCUGGAGAAGGUACUAGACGAAUUCUCCAAGCAGGUGGACAGGAUAGAGUGGCCAGUCGGAUCCCCUGCUACAAUUCACUACAUGGCCCUAGAUGGCCACCUCAGUCGAUACCAGAACCCCCGAGAAGCUGACCCCAUGAGUAAGGUGCAGGCUGAGCUGGAUGAGACCAAAAUCAUUCUGCACAACACCAUGGAGUCUCUGCUGGAGCGGGGGGAGAAACUAGAUGACCUGGUGUCCAAGUCUGAAGUGCUGGGGACACAGUCUAAAGCCUUCUAUAAAACGGCCCGGAAGCAGAACUCAUGCUGUGCAGUAAUGUGACAGCAGCGCGCAGAGGCCCCUGGGCCAAACGCCAGUCAUUCGCAUCAGAACCACAGUCCCUGGAGAAGCAGAGCCACCACGGGAAGACUCUGCACCCCUGGAGCCCUUGGCAGGGACCGAGGGGUCGCAGAACGGCCUGGGGGUGGGGAACAUUCAAAUUUACAUGCCUGGUGAUUUUUGGAAAGAUGGUUUGAGGCCCCCAGGGAUGUAUUACUGGGCCAGAUGAAACCAUAAACUCUUGAGUGACUCA
Messenger RNA from Puma concolor (puma), 739 nucleotides. NCBI's taxonomy places the organism in Eukaryota, Metazoa, Chordata, Mammalia, Carnivora, Felidae. The record is from RefSeq and is a predicted model, not a curated record.